GAAACCCUCGAGGCGCGGCGGGAAACACAGCCUGAACAGAGAAUUUCUUUCGACCCUAAACUCCAAAAGGGUCUUGGUUUCUAGAAUUUCUCAUUUCCGUCGAGGCAAAUCAUCUCGCUGUGCUUCACAGAUCCGCAAAUGGAGAAGUCCGAGAGGAUCUAUGUCACUGUCCGCUCUAGACCUCUUUCUCCGGAGGACGCAAAGGCGAGUCCCUGGAGAAUCUCCGGCAAAUCCAUCUCCCUCGCUAACCAGUCCACCAAAUUCGAAUUCGAUCAAAUAUUCGGAGAAGAGUGCAAGACUGCGCUAGUCUACGAAGCUCGGACCAGAGAUAUAGUUGCCGCUGCAGUUCGUGGUUUCAACGGCACAGUAUUUGCAUACGGACAAACUAAUAGUGGAAAAACACAUACAAUGCGAGGGUCAGCUACUGAACCAGGGGUUAUCCCUCUUGCAGUUCAUGAUUUAUUUCAGAUCAUAGAAGAGGAUGUGGAUCGGGAGUUUCUUUUGCGAAUGUCGUAUAUGGAAAUCUACAAUGAAGAGAUCAAUGAUUUGUUAGCUCCCGAGCACAGGAAAUUACAGAUUCAUGAGAGUAUUGAGAGAGGUAUCUUUGUUGCUGGUUUGAGAGAAGAGAUUGUUGCCUCCCCCGAGCAAGUACUUGAUUUCAUGGAAUUUGGAGAAUCUCAUCGCCACAUUGGGGAGACAAAUAUGAAUGUUUACAGUAGUAGGUCCCAUACUAUUUUCCGCAUGAUAAUUGAGAGUAAAGAGAAAUCUGAUGAUGGAGAUAUUGGAACUUCAUGUGAUGCUGUUCGAGUAUCUGUUCUGAAUUUGGUGGACCUUGCUGGUUCAGAACGUGCUGCAAAGACUGGUGCAGAAGGUGUACGACUGAAAGAAGGUUCCCACAUCAAUAAAAGUUUGAUGACACUUGGAACCGUGAUAAAAAAACUAAGUGAAGGUGCAGAGAGCCAAGGAGGUCAUGUGCCCUACCGGGAUAGCAAGCUCACACGUAUUUUGCAACCUGCACUAGGUGGAAAUGCAAAUACUGCUAUAAUAUGCAACAUCACCCUUGCUCAGGUUCAUUCGGAUGAGACAAAAAGUAGCCUUCAAUUUGCAAGUAGAGCAUUACGUGUGACUAAUUGUGCACGUGUAAAUGAGAUUUUAACAGAUGCUGCUUUGCUUAAGCGUCAGAAGAAGGAAAUUGAGGGGCUACGAGCAAAAUUGCAGGAAUCUCACUCAGAACAUCUUGAAGAGGAGGUUCUCAACCUGCGGAAUACAUUAUUAAAGAGUGAACUGGAAAGGGAGAGGAUAGCUUUGGAGCUGCAACAGGAAAAGGAAGCUCAAGCUCAACGUGAGAGGAGGUUGCAGGAGCAAGAUAAGAAAAUAGAGAACUUGAGAUCAAUGGUGUUUUAUUCAAACAGGGAGGAGAAAUUCGGUCAUUACAAAAAGGAUAAGAGGCGAGAUACAUGGUGUCCAGGUGCUCUCUCACGGGAGGCUCUUAAAGAGGAGUCCUCCGAAGCCCAGUCAAGGGCUUCUGUUAUGAAGACGACAAGAGCUCAGCGAGAUAUGGGAUUGCCCAUUCCUUUUGAAGAAUUGAUCAAGGAAAGUGAAGUCACUACAUUUCCUCAAGACACCUGCAGAACAGAUAAAACCUGCAGUAAUGACUCAGCAGAGGACUGUGCUGUUCCUGAUGCCCGUGCAUUGUUGCAUGUAACUAAUAGAAGAAAACUGCCACUGAAAAAGAAAAGCUCAACUGUGGAAAGCUCGGAAUUAGCAGAAAUGCAGGUGGAAUACGAGGCUUUACUUUUGAAAUUUGAGACUCAGAGGACAACAAAAGACCUAGAAAUUGAUUGCUUAGCAAAAAAAUUGACCGAUGCCUUGUGCUACUCAAAUGGAGAAAAUACGGAUUCUUCUAGUUGCAAGCUAAGUGCUAGUACUUUUGGUGGAGAUAGAAAUCUUACGUUGAGGGAGUCAGAGGCAAUUAUUGUGAUCAAACAACUUCAGGAACAGAUUAAGACGUUAGAGGUGGAGAAGUCUACAAUCCAGAAAAAUUUGGAUAGUGUUGUUGAGUUGGCAACAGAACAGAAUAUAUCUGCCAAAGAUAAGUAUGAUGAGAUCUAUCUAAAGCUUCUAAAUGCACGUGAGGAGGCAGGAGUAGCCCAUGAAGAAGCAUUAAUUAGAAUGAUUGAGGAGGAUAAUGCUGCACACUCUAUUGGACUAUCAAUGGCAAUUCAAGGAAUACAACUAGAAAUUCAGAAUUCAAUAGAUGUUGCUGCGAGUAUUUCUUCUGUCAUGGAUGAGCUUUUCAAAAGUGUUUCUGUCGUGCCAAAUUUGUUCUUGGAUCUGAGGUCAUUCUUUUGUGAAGGUUCUGUCCAACUAAAAUCCAUCAUGGUUAACCAUGAAAAUAUACAUAAUUACAUGAGGAAAAAAGUUGCGGAACUUGAGAACGAAAAGAUGAAUCACCAUAAGCAGAUAGAGGAGCUUGGAUUAGAUCUGCAGAAUUCUGAAAAGGAUUUGAUGGAGCACUGCCGAAAAGAAGAGUUGGAGAAAGCUGAAUUGCUUUCUCAAAUUCAAAAUCUUGAGAAAGAAGUUGCAUGCUUGUCAUCUUGUUCCUUGGCAAGAGAAAAAGAAAAUUUAAGACGAGAACUUGAAAAAACAAAAAUGAAGUUGAAGGAGACAGAAUCCAAGCUUAAGAAUGCAAUACAGGAAAAAACCAGAUUAGAGGGUGAAAAAGCAUACGCUGAACGAGAGAUAAAACUCUUGCAUGGUCAAAAGACUCUUCUGGAACGUGAUAUAUGUAAACGCGAUUCACUUGCUGGUAGAAGGCGUGAUUCGGUUGCUGACAGGAGGCGUGAAUCAAAGGCCUUCGACUCAAACAGGGCAAAGGUUCACAAUAGCCCCUAUGAGCAAUUGCAGGAAGAGUACAAGAAACUAGAAGUUCUUGCAUUUGAGAUGGAGACAACGAUUGCUUCUUUGGAAGAGGAAUUGGAAGCUGCGAACAGAGAGAAGGCAGAGGCCAUUAUCAGAAAUGAAGUCUUAACCUCAGAAUUGGAAGCUAUGUCCUGCAAAUUGGAAUCAUCAAACUUAGAGCUCAAAAUGUCACAGGAAGAGGUUUUAAGCAUUCAAUUAAAUCUGUCUGAAUCUGAGACCAUGUGUCACAAAAUGGACAGUUCUCUUAACAUGGUGUUAGGGGAAAAAGAAGAGUUGGCAAUGCAACUUGCCAAUGCCCUUCUGGAACUUGAGGAGGAAAAAGCAAUAUGGGCUGCCAAGGAGAGAGCCUCCAUUGAAGCUAUUGCAGAAAAAACAAAGUUAACCAAUGAUGAGAUUAUAAAGGAGUUGUCUAAGACGAGGUAUGAACUGGAAGUCUUCAGAGAAGAAUGCAAAGUGCUGAGGGAAAAGUUGAUGCUUUCUGAGGAAAACAUAGAACUGCAUUCUAAGAGCAGCAUGGAGAAGUCAUUUGAGAUUGAGCAGCUAAAAAAUGACUUCAAAGCAUUUGAAAUCAAGAGUACAAUAUGUCAUAAUGAUCUUAACGACCAGCUCCUGAAUAUGACAGAUGAAAGGGAUACUUUGCUUGCUGGGAAGGAAGAGCAGUUGGCACAUAUGCUUGAAAUGGAAAUCCUAAAGAAAAGUAAUGAUGACAUGUUAUUGAAGGCCAAAGUGGAUCUGGAUGAAAUGACCGAGCAUUUAUGCACUCUGGAAGUCAAAAUGCAAAAUGAGAGAAUGAACAACGGUAAGGAAAGUGCUAAGCUUAGGAUGAGGCUCCGGGCGACUCAAGCGAAGUUGGACGCAUGUCGUGGCCGGCACAAGGAGGCAGUUGAUGAAAUGGGUUUCAUGAACCGAAGAUUUGAAGAGGCAUCUGCAAAGCUGAAAGGGCAGUUAACUUCAUAUGGCCUUGAGGUCCUCCAGCUUAAGAAGCUGCUUGCUGUGAAGGGACAGUAGCCUCAUAGCAAGUCCUUUGACAUUCUACAUCAGAAGAGCUCUUCUGUCACAGAGAUCGGAUGUGCUGUGAUACUGGUGUAUCAUGAUUGAAAUCUAGUGUUCUGAUUUGUACAUAAUCUAUUGUAUAUCAGAAACGUUAAUGAUCGCUGGUGCAAUACCAUUUCUAAGAUGGUACAUCUUUGUACAUUAGAUAUCUAUUUGCACAAAAGAUUAUAGUGUAUUCUCCAUCACUUAUUCACUUUUUAGUUUGUAUUCUGUUGUUGGCUAUCAGAGUAGCAAAUUACAGGGAGAAUGACCAUAAAACUUGGAGAAGAUGUAAAAGAAGCAUGGUUCCAGCAAGCUUUUGGAAACUUAUACCACUCAUUCUGAAUCAUUGACAUAGAAAUUGAUGGUAUUUUAUGUUGGGUACUGUCCA
Molecule: messenger RNA, 4345 nt
Organism: Macadamia integrifolia
Lineage: Eukaryota; Viridiplantae; Streptophyta; Magnoliopsida; Proteales; Proteaceae
Product: kinesin-like protein KIN-7O
Exons: 32
Coding region: 139-3930 (1263 amino acids)
Biological process (GO): microtubule-based movement
Molecular function (GO): ATP binding; microtubule motor activity; microtubule binding
Source: RefSeq, a predicted model, not a curated record